Messenger RNA from Mycotypha africana, 1586 nucleotides. RefSeq names its product JAB1/Mov34/MPN/PAD-1 ubiquitin protease-domain-containing protein. Bases 288 to 1184 code for a protein of 298 amino acids. Gene Ontology annotation, cellular component: BRISC complex; BRCA1-A complex. Gene Ontology annotation, molecular function: metallopeptidase activity; polyubiquitin modification-dependent protein binding. The transcript has 5 exons. Lineage: Eukaryota; Fungi; Mucoromycota; Mucoromycetes; Mucorales; Mycotyphaceae. Gene Ontology annotation, biological process: double-strand break repair. The record is from RefSeq and is a predicted model, not a curated record.
GAAAAAAAAAAAAAAAAAGUGUAGAAACGAUUUGGGUGUUUCUAUCUAGAAUUCCUUAUUGGGAAUGAAAAAUAAUGCGUAUUUCUUGCCUCUGUCUCUUUUUUUCUUUGAUAAACCUUGCACUCAAUACAUUUGUUAUGCUCGACAAAGUUGUCCUUCCUGCAGAUAUAUAUCAUCUAAUACUAUCGCAUGCCUACUCUACCGAAAAUGUAAGGUUGAAUGCCUUUUUAGCCUGUUGGCUAAGACAAUAUGUUGACAUUCCUUUGAUGUAGGAAGAGAUCAUUGGUAUGCUGAUUGGCUAUUGGGAGACAGUACCAAAUACCAAUCCAUAUAUCGAAGGAACAAGAACAGUUGCACAGGUGAGGCAUAUCUCGAUUUUGACCCGAUCAGAUAAGCGUAAAGACCGAGUGGAAAUAGCAGCUGAAAGUCUACACUUGGCUGCACUUCAAGCUGAGGAAUUUUCCAAGAAAACAGGAACACCCAUGAUGGUGGUUGGUUGGUAUCAUAGUCAUCCACAUAUAACUGUAUUUCCUUCCCAUGUUGAUUUGAAAACACAAUUAACACAACAAAUGAUGGAUGAAAGAUUUUUUGGUAUUAUCGUGUCCUGCUUUGAUAAUAAUACGGAUAAUACUGAAAAGGUUCAGAUCACAUGCUUUCAAUCAGAGAUGGAUCAAUAUACAAACACACCCAAAAAGAAGAAUAUACACUUGGUAAUACAACCGUCGACAGUGCUUGCAAAAGCAACAGGGACAGCAACGUCAAAAACGAAAGUCAUGCAAGGGCGUGCUCAUGAUGAUAGGGCGAACAGCGCUAGAGAACUCUUCCUGAGCCUUCCGGAGCAUAUGUACGAUGAAUAUAAAAAAGAAUUUUACGUGUCCAACCAAAGUAUUGAGUAUAGUUUGAGAAAUAAGCGGAAAAGUGACAGUGAUAUUGGUCAAUCACCGCGAUCAAUCCAACCAGUAUCUGGCAGUAUAAAAUCGGUGCCUGACAAGAUGACAGAAUUGUAUAAUGCGAGUGUAUAUGGUCAGUUGGUGACAAGCUUAGUGGAUAACAUCAUCUUACCAGCGACCCACGUAUUGGAUUUAAAAGCUAUGGAUUUAGAUAAACAGGCAAGACUCUCUCUUCCCACUUCUUUUCAUAGACAUGUGUUUUACUCAUUCAUUGGGUCUUUUUUAGAUCAAUGAACAGAAAGCUUUGAAGCAACAACUGCUAUCAUCAUCAUCACCAUCCUCCUUUUCCUGGCCUUCAGCCAAUAAGAUGAGCAGCCAUUAUCUCAGUGACAGUAGUAGGAGCGGUAGUAGUCCUAUCAUUAACAACAGUCAUGACAACAUUGAUAAUGAUAAUAGCACUGGCACCCAGCAUCGCGCGCAAAAACCUAAAUCGAAACUGGAUGACUACUUAGUAGUAUUAGAUUAGAUUGUCCUUCUUCUUUUCGUUAUUUAUUCUUUUCUUCCCCCCUCCCCUUUUUGUAGUAGAUUAUAUAUACAUCUGUAAAAAGAAUGGUACCUGCACCUACCACUACUGAUACCAAUAGAGACAUGGAUAACAUUAGUAUCUAUAAUAAUAAAUACCUUUCGAUGGCAUGG